UAUCUUACUUAGUGCUUCUUGCAAGUUUUACCAAAAUAAGAAAAUAGAUGAGGUUUUAGUUCUCACAAGUCUUUCCUUUAUUAUUUGUCAAUUUAUAUCGACUAUCCUCUCUGGUGGUUUCAGCUCAAUAAGGCAAGUGAUAAAAAUAGAAAAACAGAAAAAAGAAGAAAGAAAAGGUUUCCUCAUCUUUGUCUUUUUAGGGUUUCUGAUCCUUUGAGCCAAAAAAUUUCUUUUUUUUCCCCCUUCUUCUAUCUUCCAGAUCUGAUAACUCAAAAGGCAAUAUUUUCUUCAACUUCCUUGAAAUUUUUUAUUAUAUCUGAAAGUAAUUAAGACCCUUUAAUAGUUCACAAUAUCUUUAACUUUGACUUGAAGAAUCUUUUUUUUUUUUUUCCUAUAAAAAAGUUCUUCAUUCACCUGAGUUCUUUUAGAAGAAGAAGAAGUUGUUUAAAGGUUGAAAAAAAGAAAAAUACAAUUAAGAAGAAUGGUGAGAGGAAAAACUCAGCUAAAAAGAAUUGAAAAUACAACAAGCAGGCAAGUGACCUUCUCAAAAAGAAGAAGUGGGCUUCUCAAAAAAGCCUUUGAGCUUUCAGUUUUGUGUGAUGCUGAAGUUGCUCUUAUUGUUUUCUCUCCAAAAGGAAAGCUUUAUGAGUUCUCAAGUUCCAGUAUAAACAAGACAAUAGAGCGUUAUGUGAACAAUGACAAGAGUCUGGGACGAUUCAACAGAAAGAUACCCGAUCAACAAACUACUGAGCAUUUGAAAGAGGAGGUUUCAACCAUGACUAGAAAGCUCGAGCUUCUUGAAGACUCUAAAAGAAAGCUUUUAGGACAAGGUCUAGAAUCUUCCACCUUUGAUGAACUUCAACUGGUUGAAGAACAGUUGCACAGAAGUUUAAGCAACAUUAGGGCAAAAAAGAGCCAGUUGGUCAGAGAACAGAUUGCUCACCUGAAGGAGAAGGAAAAAUUCCUAAUGAAGGAAAAUGCAGACUUGAGGAAAAGGUGUGAGGUGCUACCAUUGACUUUGACAACAGUUCCUGGAGAAAAAGAAGGCAAUGAAAGACGAAUAAUGGAAGUAGAGACAGAGCUCUUCAUUGGACCUCCAGUACGAAAAAGAUCCCAUUAGUGAAAAUGUGUAAUUAAUUCAUAGAGUUAAAAUAAAAACAAAAUUAUUGUCCGUAUAGCUUAUUUUCUUACUA
Messenger RNA from Lycium ferocissimum, 1193 nucleotides. RefSeq names its product agamous-like MADS-box protein AGL19. Bases 482 to 1120 code for a protein of 212 amino acids. The transcript has 7 exons. Gene Ontology annotation, cellular component: nucleus. The record is from RefSeq and is a predicted model, not a curated record. Gene Ontology annotation, biological process: positive regulation of transcription by RNA polymerase II. Lineage: Eukaryota; Viridiplantae; Streptophyta; Magnoliopsida; Solanales; Solanaceae. Gene Ontology annotation, molecular function: RNA polymerase II cis-regulatory region sequence-specific DNA binding; DNA-binding transcription factor activity, RNA polymerase II-specific; protein dimerization activity.